AUGAAUGGAGGCUUCGGUUGGUGGAGUCUUUCCCCAUUGACCAUUAAUUCUGCUAAUCCUCUAGGGCGACAUAUGUCCAGGCUCUUUCAAUUACCGAUGUCCAUUAGGAGAGUUGGGGGGGAGGAGGAGGGAGGACUAGGAAUAUGUAAAUUGGACCCCCGUAUCUUGCGCAGGGCUAGGAGAGAAGUGUGGGUAAACGGCAGGCCAGGUCUGGCGAGAGAUGACCUAUCGGCUCUCGACAGAACCGCCUCGCUUUUCCCCCUUGAUUUACCGCGGCUCGGUUGCUCUCUCUGGCGACCAUCAUUCUUUACCGUCAUUUCUCUCCGUUGA
Messenger RNA from Nezara viridula (southern green stink bug), 330 nucleotides. The record is from the annotation of a GenBank genome assembly. NCBI's taxonomy places the organism in Eukaryota, Metazoa, Arthropoda, Insecta, Hemiptera, Pentatomidae.